AUGCGUUUCUCUACCUUCUCCCUCCUCGCACUCGGCGCACUUAGCAGCGGCGUCACCGCAAGGUCUGGGCAUUACUUCGGCUACUGCCUCGACAAAAACAACAACGGCCUCCUCACUGUCUACAACGCCGCGAAGACUCAGAACGCGUGCAACAUCCACAGAACCCAAGUUGUCGACGGUGUACAGUGUCCGGACUGCGAGUAUAGAGACGACCCGAACAAGAAGGACGAUGAAAGGUGCUAUAGUCCCGGCGGAAAACUCGACCCCUUCACUUGGGAUAAGAUCUGUAUUAUUCGGGCCGAUGCCGCGGGUUCCGCUACAUCGGAUUAG
Molecule: messenger RNA, 330 nt
Organism: Hymenoscyphus albidus
Lineage: Eukaryota; Fungi; Ascomycota; Leotiomycetes; Helotiales; Helotiaceae
Source: the annotation of a GenBank genome assembly